AUGUCGGACCCUCUGCUCUUUGAAGAUACCUUCACCGUGACUUCGGUCAACCAGCAGAAAUAUGACCGUGUCUCGCGUAUUACCUGCAGCUCUACCGAUGCAACUAUGAGCUUCACCCUCGACAUUAACACCGAUCUGUACCCGUGCGCCGUCAACGAGACGCUCUCUCUGGCGCUGGCCUCUACUCUCUCUCUUGACGGCAAGGAGGACGCCCGCAACAGCUGGCGCAACGUUGCCGAUGGCGACCAGACUCUCGCCAACGAGUACGACUAUGUCUGCCAUGGCAAGGUUUACCGAUUCGAGGAGGGUGCGACCAAGGAUACCAUGGCUGUGUUUGUCUCGUUUGGUGGUUUGCUGCUUUACCUGGAGGGUCCCUACAAGAAGCUCGUUACGCUGCGGAUCGACCACGUCUACCUGCUUCUGAAGAAAUAG
Molecule: messenger RNA, 432 nt
Organism: Penicillium argentinense
Lineage: Eukaryota; Fungi; Ascomycota; Eurotiomycetes; Eurotiales; Aspergillaceae
Product: DNA-directed RNA polymerase core subunit RPB8
Exons: 2
Coding region: 1-432 (143 amino acids)
Biological process (GO): DNA-templated transcription
Cellular component (GO): RNA polymerase I complex; RNA polymerase III complex; RNA polymerase II, core complex
Molecular function (GO): DNA-directed RNA polymerase activity
Source: RefSeq, a predicted model, not a curated record